AGCGGAAGAUCCAUCUUCCAGACAUCACGAGUUUAUCUCGUGAAGAUCUGGAAGGUCUUUGUAUCCAAGAUAGAAGAGUUGAGAAAAUAAAUCGUUCAUCAAGAAGAACAAAUUAAAGAACCCCAUUGUACAUCGCCUACAACAAUCACUCUUCGAGAUUAUGACGGACUACGCCAAGUCGUUGGGCCCGGCGCCCGACGCGUUGCACUUCGAGCCGGACCUGCAGAAGAAGCUGGAGAAGGUGACCAAGCUCGGGUGGGCGCGCAUGCGAUGGGCGGACGGGUUUUCGUUGCUGCACUGGGCCUGCAAGAAGAACCGGCUCGACGUGGUUCGUCACCUGGUGGAGAAGGCCGAAUUUAAAGACGAAGUAUCCUGUGCAAAAGUAUCGUACUCGUAUUGCAAUCAUGCAUUGCAAAUUUUCUUGUUAAGUCAAAUCCGCCUUACAAAUUUUAUUUCUCAUGCUGGGGGGGGGUGCAAUUUGGUAUCUAACCGACAUUGUGCCAAGAGGAGGGCCCCCCCGGGAACGCCCGGCGAAAGCCUGACAUGGGUUUCACUGUCCACGGGUGGCGUUGCGGGUAAUCCUGGCGAAAGCCAAAAACCGGCAGAAAAUGGGGCCACGGAAGAGUUCUUGCUGGACAUUGCCAACAUUUGCCCACGCAGAGCCGUCCUCUUGCCGGACACAGCCAACAUCUGUCCGAAACAGCCUAGGGCCAAGACGGCACCGCGAGGACGACCGCAGGGGGUCCGUCUCAAUGAAAUGAAACGAAAUGAAAUGCUGAGGAAAUUAAAAUUUGUAAUGCAUUUAUACGAGUGCGAUACUUUUGCAUUGCAUACGAAGUGGACAUCGACCAAGUCGAUGACAACGGCAAGCCGGCGGUAGCCUACACGAAGUCCGACGCCAUAAAGGAGUACAUGGUCUGGCGCCGGAGCUUGAAGAUCCAGGUAACCGAAACCGCCAUCGUACCGGUGGCCAGCGGCGCGGGAGGACAGGCCGGGGGCGCCGGCGGGAGCAGUGCUACCAUGAACAUACCCCCGCAGUGCGAUCCCGAUGUUUAUACAGGUAGAGAAGAAUGAUUGGAGCGGUUGUAUUUAGUUCAUCGCGCAGUGCCGUGCUACAAAUGCACUUCGAUCAAUUUUUCGAUUCGAAGAUUUGUUCUUUCCACUUCAAAUUCAUGAUUGAUCGCGUCUAAUAUAUGUAUCCAACAUCUUAACCCCAGAUCUGAAUGGGCUCCUCCGUCCCUUCGUGCAACACAUGCUAGCGUCGGACGAGUCUGUGCCGCAGGCCAUCGAGGAGCUGAUGGACCGGUUUGCCAACAUGGUAUUCGAAAAGCGGUACGACAAGCUCACCCAGAUGGUCCGAGAGGCCGCCCGGGAAGAGCCGAACGUGGUAAAAAACGCACUACAGAUGGACGGGGGCGAGCACCACAACAAAAUCGUGCCCGACCACGGUCCCCACAUCGAGGGGGUCCACGACAACGAAGACCGGGGGGACGAGGCCUUCAGCGUGUCAGCGUACGCGCACCGCAGUGUCAGUGUGUCCGCUGAGCUGUGGAAAAACCGAUCGGCAAUCAUCGAGCGCAUGUUCCAAAUCAACCGACACGACAGGGACCUGGGGCUAGUCAUGGGUACAGCUAUUUUCAAAGGGUUCGUAACAUGAAAAUCAACGGUGAAAUGAAAUUGGAAGAAAUACUAGCGCGAUUUUAUCGAGAUGCCAUAUAUGAAAAUUAUCGCAACUACACAAGCUAAAAAUGAAUAUAUGAAUUCAAUCUCCACCAGGUCUUUCCGGUUGUCACAUAAUUGGUUUCGCGAACGAGCGUCUGGUAUCAAAUGCAAAAUUUUCUGGGUGUGGAAGGUCGUCGUAAAUUCUCAUGCUAAACCCGAAUCGUGCGUAAAUCUGUGUUGCAUGAGUGCCAAAAGCUGUCCACCUUCGACCAAGCUGGGAGGGAGUUUCGGAUGCAGGAUGGGCAUGACAGAGACCUCGCAGACUCUGUCAUGCUAGGUCCCGCAUUUCCGACCUCAUGGGUCAUGGAAAACAUGCAUGACAAGACUACACUCUUCCAGACCCAGACAUAUUUGCAGUGCAUAUCUGGUGCAUGAUUUCGAACUGGGCGACCAAAUUGUGAGUGUGGACGGGCACCCGGUGGGCUGCUCGAUGGAACUUUGCCAGGCCCUCCGAAUCGAGCUCCGGGACCUCGUGCCCAGUAAAGGGUGCGUGCUCAAACUCGGGAUUAAGCGCGGGGCGGGGGAGUUGAUGCAGAAACUACUGGACGACGGAUAUUUGGUAUGUUUUUUCUUUUUCUCUACCGUGGUAUGUCCAGCUUUUUUAUUUAUUUCUCGCACUACUUUUUAACUUUUUAAUCUUGAAAAAAUAUCUUUCUCCAACGUCUACUUGUAAGUAUAUGUAUGUUGACCGCGACGAUUUUUUGGUAUCAUUCCUUCGAGGCCGCUCCUGCCGCUGCGCUGGCACGACCUAAGUAGGAUGAAGAAGUAGACACUCGACUGUAAUGUAAUUAAAUUACUUACAUCAUCGAUUCAACUUCAGCUCCCCGACGUGUCCCAAUUUUUUUCGUCGCGGAAAGACAUGAUGAUUCUCGGUUCCGCCGCGUUGAAGUCCGCUCUCGCUUGCAUGCCCGGCGGCGAGGAUGCCACCUACAUCCUGGGGCACUGCUGCGACGACACCGAGGAGGCCCGGUACCUGCUGAACGGGGUUUUGGGGAACAUCCGCGAACUGAAAGUCGAGCUGCAGUUUCUCUAUGCAUUGCAAAAAAAGUAUCGUACUCGUAUAAAUGCAUACAAAUUUCCUCGGCAUGAAAAAUUAAAUUUGUAAUGCGGAUUUACCGUAAGAAAAAAAGGUUGUAAUGCAUGAUUGCAAUGCGAGGACCAAGAUAAAAAAUAUAUAUUUUUUCUAAAUAUUAAUUUCAAGUACGAUACUUUUGCACAGGAUAUUCUCCCCGGUAGACCAAAGUCGUUGGGCCUGGAACUCGCGAUUGGGUCCACGAGGAUUCGCAGAUUCGCACUGAACGCCGCUAAUUGCAAGUACGUGGGCAAGAAUUACUUCAUUGCCGAAGACAUCAUCGUGUCUGUUACGCAAUACAACAAUUUUAACCCCGUGGUACACAUACAAAAUGCCGCAUCGUAGAUGUUUUUUAUUUCCAUGAUGAUUGUCAUGCUGAUCAGGGUUCUUGCGAAAAAGAUUUCUCAUGCGGACGAGCCAGUUUAAUUUGUACGUGUACCAGAUGGAAUCGUUAAUGUCCAUAUCCGUCGGCGGAAUCAAGUGCACCACGGAGCAAGAACUGAAGGAGGCCUACACAAUCGCACGAGAUAACCAUGACACGAUUAGCUUCGUUGUGAAGAGGGAGGUAUUUGAACUAGUUUUUGUUUUAGUGCUGGGCGACAUUGUUUUUCAUUCAGUUUUGGUUGUAUGUCGGAGGAAGUUGUCAAAGUCUGCGUUUGCAUGUCGAAGGUUGUCAAAAGCUCCAAACUAUAAUUCGCGUACGCACACCCACAACACCCCCAGGUCGGCAACGAGCAGCCUGAGCUUGAUUUCGACCCCAACGCCGGAGAGCAGUAUGUGGACCAUGGUAUCGAGAACCCCCACGGCGUGAAGACCACCUACACCGUCGAGAACGUGAAGGAUAUGGUCCCGGAAGAGUACAAGAAAGCCAUCGAAAAAGUCGAGCGCCGCGGGUGGGCCAACACCAAGUGGGAUCGGGGGUACACGCUGCUGCACUGGGCCAGUCGCAGCGGGGAUUUGGACCUCGUAAAAUUUCUCAUCGCGGCCUUCAAUGCGGACGUGAAUGCGAAAGACGACCGGGGCUUGAAAGCGAUCGACCACGCAAAGAAGAAGGGACACACCGAGGUCAUCACCUUCUUCCAAACGGUGUGCGGCGUCACGGAGUAGACUAUGAAGAUGCCGCAACUUCUGUAGCGGUUGCUUGUAGAAGAAGAAUGAUAAAAGUAGCUCGAGCUCGAGCAGGCAGAAAAAAAUUAAAAAUGUAUGGAUUCAAAUGCAAAGACUUGUACAAAUGUAGCUGGGACAGUACCAGUAGGAGGAGAAAACGAAAACCUGCGACUAUUGCAGACGGUGGCCGAAAAUGACUAUUUCAAAAUGUACACGUUUCCGUUUCGCGCUGCUAAAAGAUUAGAUUGUCCCUGAAGUAAUAUCAACGUCCAUAACUUCCAUUUUGCAGAUAGAACAAACAAUGCCAAGUUUAAGAAUUAUUCCAAGCGAAGAGAAAUUAAGAUCGAUUCCAAUAUUAUACUGAGUUUCAGCAAAUUUUACAAAAAGCCGGCACGAUUUCACGUGCUGUGCGAUGUAGUUCUUAUCAGACUUUACCCUGUUGAAGGAAAAGCUUCGAAAACUAAAUUCAAGUUUCAACCGUGCAUUGCACGGAUUGACCCGAAGAAGUUUCGCAGACACAGAUAGCAAUCCAAGAUGAAAGGUUUCAAACAAUUUCCAAAUCAAGUUUGCAAUACAAAAACUUAAACUUGUAUUUGCUUAGUGUUGAUGAAUAUUCUUAAUUCCAAUUUCCAAUUUAGCAUACCUCUACUAAAAGCAGACUCAUCUCCUACCGCUGCCGGGGUUCAUUCUCGUACGGUGCUCAUGCGCAGGGAGAGAAGAACAUGUGGCGCCCGUAGUGGAGAAGCAGAAAAACGACCUAGAAUUGAACUCAGAUGAUUUCAAGCAACGAUAAGAUUUGGCGGAAUUUUGCGAAUGUUGUAAAUAAGUCGCACGCUUCAGCAGCUUGAGAAGCACCAACGAAUUGUACCAAAAGCCUGAAACCCUGUUUGUACUGUACCGUAGCGACCUAGGUAAUCAACUUGAACUUUGAAUGACCGGACUCAAGUUUAUUUUCAAAAAAAUCUUUCAACGCGAAAAAGCAACUGAAACGUAAUAAAAACUCACAACUCAAUAGGCAGUCGAUGAGCGUGGGAGCUAAACCUGUG
Molecule: messenger RNA, 4947 nt
Organism: Amoebophrya sp. A120
Lineage: Eukaryota; Dinophyceae; Syndiniales; Amoebophryaceae
Source: the annotation of a GenBank genome assembly